Messenger RNA from Penicillium bovifimosum, 990 nucleotides. RefSeq lists its product as uncharacterized. The transcript is spliced from 3 exons. Lineage: Eukaryota; Fungi; Ascomycota; Eurotiomycetes; Eurotiales; Aspergillaceae. The record is from RefSeq and is a predicted model, not a curated record. Bases 1 to 990 code for a protein of 329 amino acids.
AUGUCUGAUUCAAGUCUUCGUUUCACUUGCUCUGGCGUGCUCUUGUGUGAUAACGCACAUCUCAAGGAUAGUCGUGGAUUUAUGCGCUUUGUAUGUCCGUAUGCUGUCGGCAAUGUGAUCAAGUUUCACGUAAAGACGCCAGGUGGAUUGGAGGCAACAGCAGUUGCUGAGAUCAUCAAAGUCUUCGAGCCGUUCACUCUUUCCUCUGUGGUGCUUGUUCGGAUGGCCUGCUCCUCUUUAGGACUGGAAGGCGACAUGAUUUUGAAGCUCUUUGAUCGGCGAUUUGCAACGCAGCUUCGGCAAGACGAAAAGAUUCGGCCCUGGACCCCAGACAUAGAGACUGAGUACUAUCAAUUUAUCCUUGAUGGCGGUGCAGCAGAGUUUGUUACUCAGCUCAAGGAAGAGGAAGACAGUGACGAUGAAGACAGUGACGAUGAAGCCAGUGACGAUGAAGCCAGUGACGAUGAACACAGUGACUAUGAACACAGUAUCAGCAACCUGAAGGAGAUUCAAGGCACCGACAUACCAAAAUUCCUUGCAUCCACCCUUAUGCCUAUUCCCUUCCCAGGUCAAACGAACGGCGGUUAUACCGAUGUUCCUGGGAUCCUUUUGCAAUAUAUUGAAGGCUUCCCGUUGACCGAUGUUGAGCAAUAUGCGCCAAGAGAAAGCUGGCAGGCCAUCUGUCAAGACGCCAUUCGAAUUAUUCAUCGUAUCGGUGAUCUGGGAAUACUUAAUGAGGAUGUCAAGACAAGGAACUUCAUUGUGCGUGAGGACGCGGGGAAUGCUUUCAAGGUGACCAUGAUCGAUUUUGCGCUAUGCAAAUUCCGUCAGGACUAUCAAGAUGACUAUGACUGGGAUAAAUGGAAAUCGAUACAGGACGAGGAGGGGGCAGUGGGAUAUGUCAUGCAAAGGCGUUUAAAAGAUGGAUUUUCUUACUGUCGUUCUGCUCGAUACGAGAAGCUAGAUGAGGAAUUCAGAAAGGGCGAAUGA